GUUCCUCACACAUGCCUGAUUAGUUCCCAUGUACUCCGAGAUAGGAGAGACCACUAUCGGCGUCUUCGUGUAACUUAAUCAAACCUGCCUGAUCCCUUGCCUUUAGUCUCCCUUUAAAGCUUAACAUUUUAGCUGUGUACUUUAGCUUAGAUCCAAGAUAAUUUGUCUAAUCAUUCAGUUCGCCAACGAUAUUGAACUGGGACAUACGUGUCUGCGUGGUCACUGAGAUCUGUAACUUAAAAACUAGUCCGUGUCCUGUUGGAACAUCAAAACAAGAUGGAGUGCCGUUAUUUUGAUUGGAAGUUCGUGCUUUUCUUGAUCGUCGUGGUCGUCGUUCUGAAUCCUACUGCGUCCGAGAAGAUUCUGAUUUUGCCGCCGUCCGCGGGCAGCCAUCUUAUGCAAAUGAACUCGGUGGCAGACGGCCUGAUCACCAUGGGACACGAAGUGUUCACUAUUUUGAAUUCAAGGACGAAAUUCUCCAAGGACAUUCUGAGUUUAAAAGUCAAGGUGAUAGAAUUCGAUCCAGGGGCCGAACCAGUGUUCCAAACGAGGGCUUAUCAGGAGGUAUCAUUGGCACCCGAGUUGUUGAGCCAUGGCUUUUUUGAAAAUUUCAAAUAUCUUGACAAGAUGUUUGAUAAGUUGAAUGCGGAAUGCCGGGGAGUUUUAUCGAACAAGGAUCUGUUCAAGAAACUGGAGGCUGAGAGGUUUGACCUUGUUGUUGUUGACGGCGUGUUGCAAUGCUUAACUAUAAUCCCGUAUCGCCUUGGUGUACCAUUUGGCGUAUUUAUGGCCUUUCUGCCACUGAAUAUCCCGCACGUGGCACUGCAGUCGCAACUUCUUUUUCGCGGGCCGGUGGAGGACUGGAUCUUCGGAAAUAGCAACCUACCACCUUUCGUUGGGAAACUCUUAAAAAUAUUCCUUGUCGGUGCACUUGGCAACUCGAUUGAAGUCUAUGGAGACAUAGCUAAUAUAACUCUCUUCGAGCUGCAGAAACAAACGAAGCUUUGGCUCUAUGACGUCAGUAAGGUCUUGGACACUCCUGUGCCCGUUUCCCCAAAUGUCAUCAAUGUUGGGGGUCUGAACGUGAAAAAACCAAAACCCCUCCCUGCAGGCGAACUUAAACAGUUUGUCGACACCGCAUCAGAUGGUUUUAUCCUGGUUUCGUUUGGAAGUUUGAUCAAGUUCUUCCCGGAUAGCAUCGUCAACAUUUUGCUGGACACGUUCAGAGAUGUGCCUUACAAAAUUGUUUGGAAAUGGGACAAAACACUACUGAAAAAUUACCAGGUUUUGCCUUCAAAUGUUUUGGCUGUGAACUGGAUCCCACAAAAUGAUGUUUUAGGGCAUAGAAAUAUCAAACUGUUCUUGACCCAUUGCGGCAAUAGUGGUCAGCAUGAGGCGCUGUAUAGUAGCGUCCCCAUGGUUGGGUUACCACUCUUUGCCGACCAGCCUUUCAACUGCAGGAGAAUUGAGGAACACUUUGGUCGCCACAUUCGUGCAAAAGAUCUCUCAAAAGAUAAACUACUGCAUCUGAUUAAGCAAGUGAUCAGUGAUCGGAAAUAUUCGGAUAAUAUAAAGAAAGCGUCGGCGAUAUUUCGUGAUCAACCAAUGGAACCCAGGGAAACUGCAGCCUACUGGAUCGAUCACGUGAUCAAAUAUGGCGCCGACCACCUCAUGAGCACGACCAAUGAAAUGUCUUGGAUUCAAAUCCUGAUGUGGGACGUACUGUUUGUUGUUUGCGUCGUUAUUUCUCUUCUCCUAUUGGUGGUAUUCCUCGUCUGUCGCUGUUUGUUCAGAAGGUGCUGUCGCAGCAAAAUCGUAAUAAAGGAAAAAGCUAAACUGUCAUAAACGCAUUGACAGCUCGAAAAGGCAACGCAUUCGGGACAUGCGUUGAAAGAGAUGUAAUGGGAAAUCAAAAGGACACACAUGCUCGGAAUUUUAACACAACUUAAAACAAAAAUGCAUUACAAAAAACGAUAUCACGACGUGCAUGACGUGGAAUGCUAGCACGUGGCUUGCACUUGGCAGGUAGCUUUUUUUCUUGUUCUAUUGGUGCACGGUAACGCCUUUUGAAUAAUUUUUGGACAACGACAGGAAUCAAAAGGCUACAUGGAACAUGUAGCAGCUAUUCCGUCUUAUUUCUCGUCACACGCAUUUCGAUCGAUUUGGCGAUAAAACGAACCAGUCAGCGAUACAGGAAAUCUUGAUUUUUACCGCAUUCAUUUUACUCUGAGGGGCACCUUCUCUUCCGCUGGAAUAGAUUAAAUGGCAGCCGUCGGACUCUAAUGCGGGAUAGUCUGUCAGCAAGUCAUCGGAUUGACCGUGAGAAGGCCACGAUAGGCGAACACUCAUAAAACGGGGCGUCGUGACGUGCACAAGUAGCGGGUAGUUGUAAAACAAGAAACACAGAAACGAAACAGAAACACAGAAACGCAGAAACGAAACGCAGAAACGAAAAUCAAACGGAUUUUCAUAAAAGUUGGAAUCAAGCGGCACGCCGAUACUUUCCUUGCCCAAUCCGUUGUUAUUGUCGUUUAAAAGUAAAAUCUGAGGUUGGUGGGUUGCGGCCAGCCGGAAUGCAAUAGAGUUGUU
Lineus longissimus is the source of this 2589-nucleotide messenger RNA. RefSeq names its product UDP-glucuronosyltransferase 2B19-like. NCBI's taxonomy places the organism in Eukaryota, Metazoa, Nemertea, Pilidiophora, Heteronemertea, Lineidae. The record is from RefSeq and is a predicted model, not a curated record. Gene Ontology annotation, molecular function: UDP-glycosyltransferase activity. Bases 277 to 1845 code for a protein of 522 amino acids. The transcript has a single exon.